This is a messenger RNA of Carya illinoinensis, 1054 nucleotides long. RefSeq names its product flowering-promoting factor 1-like. NCBI's taxonomy places the organism in Eukaryota, Viridiplantae, Streptophyta, Magnoliopsida, Fagales, Juglandaceae. The record is from RefSeq and is a predicted model, not a curated record. Gene Ontology annotation, biological process: regulation of flower development. The transcript has a single exon. Bases 38 to 574 code for a protein of 178 amino acids.
GCUGGUAGCAGAUCUGAACCAUGGACUUAUGUAAACGAUGAAGCCUCACCACUCUCGUCUCGUGUGGUCUCGUCCUAUAAAUAUACGGCCACCUCGCAAUUUCUCGUACGACAAUCGAUCGUACCUCAUAACCCAUCUAGCUGCCCAGCUUUCUGUCUCCUUUUUCUUCUCUCUCUCGCUCACAUACACACAUUCAAUGUCCGGUGUGUGGAUAUUUGACAACAAUGGCGUGGCUCGCUUAAUCACCAAUCCAACUAGGGAAUCCUUCGAGCAAAAAGAGCCACCCUACCCAGGGACAGCCACUGCACCCGGCGCUCGCCCCCGGGUCCUCGUAUACCUUCCGGCUAACCACGUCAUCCGCUCCUACUCCGAGCUCGAACACCGUCUCAACGAGCUCGGCUGGUCUCGCUACCACAACCCCAGCCGCCCCGACUUCCUUCAGUUCCACAGGUCAGAACACUCCCCCCACUUGAUCUCCCUUCCGAAAAACUUCGCCAACUUUAAGAUCCGUCAUAUGUAUGACAUCGUCGUCAAGAAUCGCUCUUUCUUUGAAGUUCGCGAUGCCACGGCGUGAGAUACGUGCUUCACCAUCAAUGUCCCCCCCCCCCCCCCCCCCCCCAACACCAAACCAAAAAAAAAAAAAAAAACAGUACCAAAGAGUGGUGCGUUAACGAGUGCUGGCCGUUGCUGAGUUUCUCCAUUUUCUUGGGUUAAGUUUGUAUUCUGGCGGUGUUUACUUUAGCAAAUUGUUUUUGCCAUGGCCGUGACCCUGAAAAGGGUAGUGCAAUUGAAUGUGGUUAAUACGUGACUGCGGAUGCUUUAUUCUGAUUUCCAUUCUCGUUGCGGUGUUGUUUCAGCCACCAAAUUUGUUGUUUCUUAUAUAUCCAUCUCUCACAUCGUGGGACCGGCUAUGAAAGCAACGACUUUGAUCGUGGCUUCCAAGUACUGUUCUCUAGCUCUGUUCUGAUCAUGGCUUUCUAGGUCGGUUUCGUUUGCCCCUUAUUCUUUCUUUCUUUUCUUAUCUUAUAAUUAAAUUACUGCUCGCAUGACUCUA